AUGUCAGCAGAGGAAAUUGUUAGUACGGAAGUAGCUGUUGAUGAGGUUUCUGAAGGUGAGACUGGUUUAGUUAAGGAAACUGAUGCUAAGGCUAAAUCAUUGGUUCCUGCACCUGUUCCAACUAAAUCGCCUUGGAAAGCUGUUAGUUCUGAUAUUCCAGUUCAAGAGAUAUCACUUGAGUCGAAGAAGAGUUUAAAGCCAAAGAAAAAGAACAAUAGCGGUUCUUCCAGUUCGAUUAAAUUAAAUUCUUCGACGAAAUGGGUUCCAAUCAAGGCUUCCAUUGUUGUCUCAAGUGAUAAAAAUGACAAUAAUGGCAAGAGAAAUAACUCAAAAAAUAAUUCUAGUAAAGGUGGUAAGAAGAAACAGUUAAAUGGGAAAUCACAACAACAUCCAAGUAAAUCUCAAAAUGGUAAGAACGAAAAGAAAAACGAACCCGUAAUAUCUAGUAAUGACACUUCUAAAAAGGAUGAACAUGAUAAAUCCACUCAAAGAAGAAAAAAUAACAAGAACAAUCAAAGGAAAAAACACGAUAACAAUUCUGUAAAUGAAAAAUAUAACAAUAACAAUAAUUCUAAAAACAAUCAUAAUCAAAAUCAUCAACAAAAACAAAAUAGAUACCACGACUAUGCUUCUCAUUAUAAUUCUCAUCAAAUGUAUCAACCAUACUAUUCAAUUCAGCCAUUGAUCGCAGCUGUAAAUAACGUGGCAAGCCAAAUUGAAUAUUACUUCUCUAAGGAAAACUUGGAAAAAGACGCUUUCUUAAGAUCAAAGAUUUUAAAUGAUGGUUAUGUCGCAUUAUCUCUAAUCUCUAAGUUUUAUAGAGUUGUAAAUAUGUCAUUCGGUGGUGACACCAACGUCAUUUUGGCUGCAUUAAGUGAAAUCAUCAAUAAUGAAAAUGCUACCGUCGAAGUUGCUAUUGGUUCCAUUGAAGAGUCAAAAGCUGAAUCUGCAUUGGAUAUGUAUUUCAUCCGUUCAAAGGAAUGGGUGGAUUAUGUUCCAGUUGAAGUUACUGAAAAAGUUACUAUCAAUUCCACUUUAUCUGGAAGUGAUCUAGAUCAAUACAGAAUCACUAUACCCCAAAUUCAAAAUUUUUCACAACAACAUACCCAAGAUACACAACAACAUACCCAAGAUACACAACAAGAAGAGCAAAAUUAA
Vanderwaltozyma polyspora DSM 70294 is the source of this 1158-nucleotide messenger RNA. RefSeq lists its product as uncharacterized. Gene Ontology annotation, molecular function: RNA binding. Gene Ontology annotation, biological process: positive regulation of translation. NCBI's taxonomy places the organism in Eukaryota, Fungi, Ascomycota, Saccharomycetes, Saccharomycetales, Saccharomycetaceae. The transcript has a single exon. Gene Ontology annotation, cellular component: cytosol; cytoplasmic stress granule. The record is from RefSeq and is a predicted model, not a curated record. Bases 1 to 1158 code for a protein of 385 amino acids.